AUGGAAGAAUUCCUACUAACGAAAAAUGUUCUUGUGCCAAUUACGUACUCAUACAAAGAAAUAAAGGCAAUGACCAACAAUUUUAAGGAGAAAUUAGGUGAAGGCGGCUAUGCUUCAGUAUACAAAGGAAGACUGCGAAGUGUUCACUUAGCUGCUGUGAAGAUGCUAAACAAAUCAAAAGCUAAUGGACAAGAAUUCAUAGAUGAAGUUGCAACAAUUGAAAGAAUUCACCAUGUGAACGUGGUUCGACUAGUGGGAUUUUGUGUGAUCGCCUCAAAGUGUGCUCUAGUCUAUGAUUACAUGUCAAAUGGCUCCCUAGAUAAGUUAAUUUUCUCAAAUGGUCCAGAUGGUUCUCCAUUAAGUUGGAAGCAAGCUUGUGAGAUUGCAAAGGGUGUUGCUCGUGGGAUUGAUUACUUGCAUCAAGGCUGUAACAUGCAAAUUCUGCAUUUUGACAUUAAACUGCACAACAUCUUACUCGACGAGAACUUUGUUCCAAAAGUUUCAGACUUUGGACUUGCAAAACUUUACCCGAUGCAGAAGAGUGUUUCAACUCUUACUACUGUGAGAGGAACAUUAGGUUACAUGGCUCCAGAAUUGUUCUACAAAAGGGGAGUCUCGCAUAAGGCAAACGUUUACAGCUAUGGAAUGUUACUAAUGGAGAUGGCAGGAAGGUGA
Coffea eugenioides is the source of this 675-nucleotide messenger RNA. RefSeq names its product rust resistance kinase Lr10-like. The transcript has a single exon. NCBI's taxonomy places the organism in Eukaryota, Viridiplantae, Streptophyta, Magnoliopsida, Gentianales, Rubiaceae. The record is from RefSeq and is a predicted model, not a curated record. Gene Ontology annotation, biological process: protein phosphorylation. Gene Ontology annotation, molecular function: protein kinase activity; ATP binding. The coding region runs from base 1 to 675 and encodes 224 amino acids.